This is a messenger RNA of Rotaria sordida, 2307 nucleotides long. Lineage: Eukaryota; Metazoa; Rotifera; Eurotatoria; Philodinida; Philodinidae. The record is from the annotation of a GenBank genome assembly.
AUGACUUCAUUAAAAUUACAAUUAAAUAAACUUGCUGAUGCUCAUACUCAAUGGCAAUUAACUGAUAGUGAAAAUCGUAAACGAGCAUCAUUUCUUUAUGAUCCAAAAGUAGCUUCAACACUUGACCGAGAAACAAUCUAUUGUCUUGGUACAAAUGGUUUUGAAGAACUUUGUUUACUGGAUUCUGGUUUUGAAGAAUUUGAACGUGUACUUUUCAGUGAUACAAGUCUAACAUUUGAACGCAGUAUUCAAACUAAAGAAGUUAAUGAUUCAUUAAAUCUAACUAUUCGACGAUUUCUUAUUCGUCUUUCACCGUAUUUUCUUUUGAGCCCAGCUCAUAAAGCACUUGAAUGGCUUGUACAUCGAUUUUUCAUUCAUUUUUACAAUGUCGAUGAUCUUAUGCGAUGCAUAUUACCCUACCAUGAACAUAAUUAUUUCACACGUGCAAUUCAAAUGUUUCGUUUCAAUGAUAAGCAUAGUGCUUGGAAUUGGCUUGAACCUGCUCAAAAAGCUGGAACAACAAUAUCUGGUAUUGUUAUGGCUAAUCGUUGUGCAACUGAUUUAGGAUUUUUAAAUUUUAUUUGUGAAUCAACGACAAUGGCAGUUCAAGAAUUUGGUUCAAAUUAUUCAUCAUUACGUGUAAUAAUAAAUUUUUAUCUUAAAACACUAUGUUCAACUAUAUUACAUUCAUUAUCACAUAAGAAAAAAAAGAAAAAGAAAAAUUCCAAUGAAGAAAAUUUUAUUGCUCAAUUUAUGCCUUAUUUACUUAAAGGUCUUAAAUCAAAAUGUCUUGAUUAUAAACGAGCAACAUAUUUGAUUCUUUCAAAUUUAUCAAAUAUAUUUACAUUUCAAACUAAUAUUAAAGAUGAAAUACUUAAUAUUGUUUCUAAAGGUUUUUCUGAUGAUUUAAUCAAAGAAAAUCUCUUAAUUAUCUCUGUAUUUCUUAACAAUCAACAUCAUCAAUCAAUACCAGAUCGAUGCUUUCUUAAAUUAUGUCAAAUGUCAAAUAUAAUUGAUGAAAUAUUUCAAUUAACAAAUGAUGUUCGAAUAGAUAAUUUUCUUUGUGGUUGGUUUGAACAAUUACUUAAUCAUGUUUUAAAAGAUAAUAAUCAAAUGGAAACAGAUAAUGAAGAAAAUUUUUCAAUAUUAAUUGAAAAAACAUUAAAUACAAUUAAAUUUAAUUCAAAUAUUUUAAAAUUUAUUAUUAAUUGUUUUAUAAAACAAUUUAAUAAUAAUAAUAAAUAUUUAGUUUCAUUAGCAUCGAUUAUUGAACGAAAAUAUCCAAUUGAUUUCGAUGAUAAUAUUCGACAACAAACUGAAAAUUGUUCGAAUAAUGAAGAACGAAAACGUAUUAGAGAAUUUGCAUCAAUGACAGCAAUUGGAUUUAAACAUCAACCAUUAUCUGAUCGUAGUUCACUUGCUAUUUGUCUUAAUCAUCCACAAUCACAAUUACGUAUUGAAGCUCUACAACGAAUCCGUGAAGGAAUUAUAGCUAAACAAAAUAUUGAAAGAGAAUUUUUAAUUGAUGUUCUUAUAUCACGUUUAAAUGAUAAUGAAGCAAAAGUUGUUAAUGAAGCAAUUCUUCUUUUAGAAGAAUUACAUUUAACUGAUAAUCAACAAAUUAAUGAUAUUUUACAAAAGAUUCUUCAACGUGAAAAUGAAGAUUGGUCAUCAGUUCAACAAUCAAUUGUUCGUUUAUUAGCACUUGAUUCUACGAGUGAAACUAAAUAUCUUCAUCUUCUUUUUCCAACAACAUCAUCUGAACUUAAUUUAUUAAAUAGUCUUUUAGAAAAUUAUAAACAACAAAAACAAAUAUCAUCACCAUUACUUAAAUUAACAAAAAAAAUUUUUAAAUCAACAACAAUCAAUAAUUUAUCGACAACAAUUGAUCGAUUUAUUCAAUCAAUAACAACAAAUGAUGAUCAAAAAAAUAUACUCGUACCAUUAUUACAACAAUAUGAUGAAAUUUUACGUCUUGUUGAACAUUAUCGACCAAAUUGGAUUAAAUUUUCUAUUAUUUAUAUAUUAUUAGGAAUUGAAAUACUUAAACAACAAGCUAAUAAUGAAUAUAUUGAAUUAGCUACAAUUAUAGUUUUUAAACUAUUAAAGAAAUUGUCUCAAGAAAUUUCACCAACUAAUGAUGAAUCUACAGAAAUAUCUGAUAGUAAAACUUUAAUUGAUUUACAUGUAAUUAAAAAAAAUCCAUUAACAUUAACAAAUUAUGAUACUCUUUGGAAACUAUUUAUUCAUGCAUUACCUAAAGGUAAAAAUUCUCUCUCUCUCUCUCUUGUUCUAUCUGCUAAAAUC